Rotaria sp. Silwood2 is the source of this 1680-nucleotide messenger RNA. Lineage: Eukaryota; Metazoa; Rotifera; Eurotatoria; Philodinida; Philodinidae. The record is from the annotation of a GenBank genome assembly.
AUGUAUCCAAAUAUUUCAGUUGGCAUGAACUAUGGAUUACCUGUACCUUAUCAAACCCUCAUUUCACCUGCACUGUCAAAUGGUACACAAAUUCAUGUCAAUGGUAUAGCUACUGGAAACAGAUUUGAAGUCAAUCUAAAAAAUUAUCAAGAUGAUGUUGUCUUACAUUUUAAUCCACGUUUCGAUGAUAAUGCCCUAAUUCUCAAUAGUGCUCAGCAUGGAUUAUGGGGACAAGAAGAACGCUAUGGAUUACCAAUCUAUCGUGGCGUACGAUUCACAAUGGUUAUCUUAGCAACGAAUUGUAGCUUCAAAAUUGCUGUAAACAAUGCUCAUAUUUGUGAAUUUUAUCAAAGAACACCAAUGUAUUUGGCUCAAUUAGUUGAAGUUAAAGGUGAUAUUAAUUUAGAAUCUGUUCAAGUUUAUGCAGGAUCAAGUUCUAUGAGUGGUGGCAUGGGCUUUUGUCCACCAUCUCAACCAUGUUCUGGUGGAAACUUUAUCGCUGGUUUUGGCCUUCCAUCAGCUCCUCCACCAUUUGUGGGUAGUGGGAUGCCAUCAAUACAAUCAUGUAGAAUACAUACAGGCUCUCGUAUUUUUGUACGAGGUUUUAUUCCUCAUGGUGCUAAUCGCUUUGAACUCAAUCUAUUACAAGGUUAUUCAGAUGGGGAUGAUAUAGCUUUUCAUUUUAACCCUCGUUUUGAUUCAUGUACAAUUGUCAAAAAUUAUCGACAAAAUAAUCAAUGGGGUCAAGAAGAAAAUCAACCAUUUCCACCAUAUAUGCCUUUAAUACCAGGUUCAUCAAUUGAUUUACAAAUAACAUGUACCAUGGAUAGAUAUACGGUAUUUAUGAACAAUUAUUUUAUUGCUGAAUUCUAUCAUAAAAUCCCACCUGGUUAUGUUAUGGCCCUUCAGUAUAAAGGUGACAUCGUACAUUCAAGUAGUCAAUACUAUAGUGUACCUUUCGAAACAAGUAUUUCACCACCAUUGAGCUAUGGUUCUCAAAUACAAGUUUAUGGUAUUGCUACUGGUAACCGAUUCGAAGUCAAUUUGGCUAACAAACGAGGUGAUACCAUAUUACAUGUUAAUCCACGUGUAAACGAUCGGCAAUUAGUGUUGAACUCUGCACCUGGUGGUAAUUGGGGCAACGAAGAACUUAAGCCAUUAAAUAUUUUGAGUGGUCAACAAUUUAAUAUUAUCAUUAUGGUUACACCACAAGGUUUUAAAAUUGCCGUUAAUAGUCAACAUGUAGCUGAUUUUAAUUAUCGAAUACCAUUCAAUGCAGCUGAUACAGUUAGUGUCAAAGGUGAUGUCAAUUUAACAAAUAUUCAAAUUUAUCCAGGCUUUAACCAAUAUGGUCAACCAUUACAAUUUGCUAUGGAAACUCCAGUUCCUAUCAAUAUGUUUCCUGGUCGCGUAUUGUAUAUUAAUGGUCGUUCAAACAAUAAUGCGUCACGAUUUGAAUUCAAUUUAUUGACAAACACCUAUCCUGGAGCUGAUGUAGCAUUUCAUUUCAAUCCACGUUUUGAUCAGCGUGAAGCUGUACGUAAUUCAUGUCAAGGUGGUAGCUGGGGUACAGAAGAAAAACAAGGUGGAUUUCCAUUGCAACCAGGUCAACCAUUUGAAAUUCAAAUUAUCUGUUAUCCAGAACAUUACCAGGCUAGAAAAAUUGAUGACAUUUUUUAA